Molecule: messenger RNA, 1004 nt
Organism: Triticum aestivum (bread wheat)
Lineage: Eukaryota; Viridiplantae; Streptophyta; Magnoliopsida; Poales; Poaceae
Product: mediator of RNA polymerase II transcription subunit 11
Exons: 4
Coding region: 246-593 (115 amino acids)
Biological process (GO): regulation of transcription by RNA polymerase II
Cellular component (GO): mediator complex
Molecular function (GO): transcription coregulator activity
Source: RefSeq, a predicted model, not a curated record
CAUUUUGAUGAGCUUUCCUCGAUGAGUUCACUGACUUCUGCUGAGUAUUUUUUUUUCAGAAACUUGUGCUGAAACAGGCUUCUAAACCCACCAGCACAUCACAUUCAACAUUCAAGGCCGCAUCCCUAAAAAAAAGGGAAAAUCUCAAGGUCGCAUCCCUAAAAAAAAAACAGCUUCUCAAGGCCGCACGACGCUCCCGAACGCCGCCCUCGGCCCUCGCCUACCUCUCUUCCUCGCCGGCGGCGAUGACCCCGCAGGGUAAGAGCAGCUCGCUGGAGCGCCUCCACGACGUUGAGCAGCGGAUAGUGCGGGUGGUGGAGCUGUCGGGCGCGGUCAUGGAGGAGCUCGGAAACUCGCAGGGUCCCCGCGCCGAGGCCGUAGCCGCCCACUGCCGCGAGUUCAUGCUCUAUAUGAAGGAAAUACAAACAACUAUGCGCGAGGAAAUAAAAAGUGCUUGUGAAUAUCGUCCAUUUGAGAAGUGCGACUAUAGUGCAAGAAUCGCUAACGAGAUUUGUUGCAAAAAGCUGGAGUAUGUAAUUGAGAAGAUGGAUGCCAUGCAACUAAACAUGGAGCAAAGUUCUAAUGGAGUUUAGCUAGUUAACUGGCACUCUAGUACCCGGUGGUGAGGCGGUUAUCUACAGAGCUACAGCUUGGAUCCGUAUGUGGUCGUUACUCACUCAUGCAGAUUUUAGGGAGCUUUUGGAUAUUGGAUGCAACCGCUAGGAGACGGUUGCACGGGCUAUCUUCAGCCGAUUUGGAUGGCGAGCUAAUAAUAGACUAGGUGUGUAGGCAUCGUAGUCUGUUCUUUAUCGCCGGAUGUGGCGCGUUAUUGCUGGAUGUGGCACUUUACAGAUUUAUUUUUUCUCUUGACUCGGUUUAUGAGCUUUCUUGGAACCUAAGACCUUGUUACGCUUUUUAAUAAUAUGGCUGCAUGCAUCGAUUGAUGCAGAGGCCGGAGGUCAACCUCCUUUUCUAAAGAAUAAAUAAAUAAAGCAUUUCAGCUC